Molecule: messenger RNA, 1009 nt
Organism: Brassica rapa (field mustard)
Lineage: Eukaryota; Viridiplantae; Streptophyta; Magnoliopsida; Brassicales; Brassicaceae
Product: root meristem growth factor 6
Source: RefSeq, a predicted model, not a curated record
GGAGGAGACGGUCAGACCAUGCUGUCUUGUUCUAACUUCUUACACUUUCAGUACUGUUAUUGUUUCUUUGUUUGAACUUGUCAAAAGUUUUAGCUAAAAUAUCAUUUAGUUAUGAACCAUCCUCAAAGAUUCUUUAAUUUUAAGGUCCCCAACGUUAACGAAAUAACGUUGAUGCUAAACAUAAUGUGUAAUAGUGUCCUUAUAAGAUUGAUAUGAUUGUCAAUUUGUCCUGUCCACGUCGACUAGGAGUUAGGAGAGUGAUCUAUGUGAGUUAAACUACCGUUGAAAUUGUAAUAGUUGGAUACAAUAGUGAUGGGGAAGAAUAAGCUUAUUAGUAAAUGGAAGAAGGAAAAAACGAGAUAUUGACCCCCCAAAGUAGACAAAAGGUUCGGCGGAUCAAGACACCCACUAUACUUGGGAUAGAUACGUAUAUAAAUACAUAAAUGAAUGAGAAAACAUAUUUGAAAUAGAUAGACAAGAGAGAAGGUAAAAGAACAAGAGAGGAACAAGAGCAUGUUGUGAUAGUGAAGGACCCCUCCCCCCACCUGCAUUCAAUGCUUGUCUUACUCUCUCUAUUAUCUUUCUUCUGCCUACAAAUACUCUUAUCUUCCCUAUAAACAGACACACGCAUAUAGUAUCCGAAGAAUAACAAGAAGGAGGUCAUGUAUUGCCCUGUGAAGCGUGGGCUCUCUUCGAUGGUGUUUUGUUUCAUUCUUCUGCUUUUGUCAUCCAACGUUGGUUGUGCCACUGCUCGGCGUCUAAGGUUUCACAAGCAUCAUCACAAGGUUGCUUCUUUGGUACAAGACGUCAGGAGGGUGCUAGGUGGAGAGGAGACGGGGGGAGAUGUAGUAGUCAUGGAUUAUCCUCAGCCUCAUCGCAAGCCUCCCAUCCACAACGAGAAGGCUUGAUUAUAUAUCACACAUCAUAUACUGUGAUAUGCAUUCACCAUUUUGGUGGUUGUACUUGUAAUGACUCUUGUGCUAAUAUAAAAAUAUAUUUCAAGACCAAA